This is a messenger RNA of Epinephelus moara (kelp grouper), 8104 nucleotides long. It is a transcript of the gene cpeb2, whose product is annotated as cytoplasmic polyadenylation element binding protein 2. The coding region runs from base 423 to 2699 and encodes 758 amino acids. Gene Ontology annotation, cellular component: neuron projection; synapse; cytoplasm. Gene Ontology annotation, biological process: negative regulation of cytoplasmic translation. NCBI's taxonomy places the organism in Eukaryota, Metazoa, Chordata, Actinopteri, Perciformes, Serranidae. The transcript is spliced from 11 exons. The record is from RefSeq and is a predicted model, not a curated record. Gene Ontology annotation, molecular function: translation factor activity, RNA binding; ribosome binding; mRNA 3'-UTR binding.
AAUCCUCUGCCGCAGCAGCGCAGCCGGUAACCAGAGGAGGGGGGAGCACGGUCGGACGGGAAUGGACCGCACAGGCUAGGCUAGCCUACAGUGAGGCCGACAUAUCUCGGUCUUUAGAUACAUGAUAAUAUCACCGAGUCAAAACGAGAGUAGGACCAGAACGAGCCGAGUUUUAGCGAAGGCCAGACCCCCUCCUCUCUGUGUCUGCCUUCAGCCUACAGCCUAUUCACAGAUCCUAUCAAGCAGACCUCAUUCACAAACGGAGGUUUAGGUAUAUUUUCAUUUAAAAGCCGAAUUCGGUGUCGUUUAGCCGGCUGCCGGAUCCUGCGCCUCGUCCUGCCGGUUUCCUGCGCCCCGGUUCGCCCUUCAGCAGCGUCUCCGCGUCCCCGCUGUUCCUGUCAGCUGCUGCGCAUCAGCAAAACAUGCAGGAUGAGCCUGUGGGGGUGACAACCACGCAACUACCCCCGUCAACCGAGGAAAAGGACAGCGAGAGAAGCACGGUCAGCAAAUCCGGGCACCGAACCGACAACCAGGACAGCCAGCCGAGCUCCGUGACGCCGGAUUAUAACCAUCUGUACCAGAAGAGAGCUUUCCCCGAUUUCGAUCGAGAUCAUUUUUGCCCUACGCAGUCUCUGUGUGACCUUCAGCACAGCCGAAAAAUACAUCAGCAGUUAAGUCAGCACACUGAGUUUAGCCCCACAGAGUCGCCCCCACCCCAGAGACAUUUCGGUCACCUGCCGCAGAGGCAGCCCGGGCACAACGCUGCUGACCCCUGCGGCUCUCCAGUGGAAGAGGCUCAAGCCGAUGCUGCGUCGCCAUCGCCCACUUCUGUAAAUCCACACAAGAUCCAAAUGGACUCCCCCAUCGCCCACCAUAUAAAUAACGGCAAUGGCAGCAGCAGCAGCACCGGCAACAUGUUGUCCGGAGGUCUCAGCGCCGCUUUCCCGAACCUCCCCACCCAGGAGAUGCAGAGCGCCAGCGUAGGCUCGUCUUCACCCUCGAUACCUGGGUUCGGCACCCCGUGGUCCGUGCAGACCAGCUCCUCGCCCCCUCCCGCACCCAACUCCAUCAACCCCAUCCACGCCAACGCCAUUAACCAGAUGCCCAACACGGACUCUGACAACAGCUUCUACCCAGGUAUCCCCUCCUCCAUCAACCCGGCCUUCUUCCAGAGUUUUUCGCCAGUGUCAGCUAAUCCGUGCGCCGGGAUUAAUGUGCAGGGCUUCAGCGGUCCUUUCUCGCCCCAGAUAAACGUCCCUCAGCAGGCGCAGAGUCGCAGGUCCCCGGUCAGUCCCCAGAUGCAUCCCCAGCAGGGCGCCUUCCUGCAGCAGAGGAACAACUACAACCAACAUCAGCCCAUGGUGAAGCAGUCUCCCUGGGGCAGUCACCAGGGGAACGGCUGGGGUUCGGGGGGGAUGUCCUGGGGCCGAGACCACCGCAGAGGGAGUGGCAUGGGCGUACCUGGCUCAGUCAGCCACGUCUCGCCUCUGAAGAAGCCCUUCUCGAGCAACAUCAUCGCUCCACCCAAGUUCCCACGCUCUGGAGGAUCACUGGGGCCUAAAUCCUGGAUAGAGGAGAACAUGUUUCGCACAGACAGCAACAGCAACACUCUGUUGCCCCUGCAGGACCGCACCAGAAUGUAUGACAGUCUGAACAUGCACUCCCUGGAGAGCUCUCUGAUCGACAUCAUGCGGGCCGAGCAGGAUCCGAUGAAAGGCCGUGUGGGAUGCCCUAACCCCGGGGCUGACGGCCUACUCAUGCUCAAUGCCAGGAGCUAUGGGAGACGUCGAGGCCGCUCCUCCCUCUUCCCUAUUGAUGACAAUCUCCUCGAUGACGGCCACGGCAACCAGGGCGUCCCAGGAGUCCUCGGCUCCCCCAACUGUUACCCCCACCAAAACGGGGAACGCAUUGAGCGCUUCUCCCGCAAGGUGUUUGUGGGAGGUUUGCCCCCUGACAUAGAUGAAGAUGAAAUAACCUCAAGCUUCCGCCGCUUUGGUCACCUGGUGGUGGACUGGCCACACAAAGCAGAGAGCAAAUCCUACUUUCCACCUAAAGGAUAUGCAUUCCUGCUGUUCCAGGAAGAGAGCUCAGUGCAGGCUCUGAUUGAAGCCUGCAUGGAGGAGGACGGGAAGCUCUACCUGUGUGUCUCCAGCCCCACCAUCAAGGACAAACCUGUGCAAAUUCGACCUUGGAACUUGAGCGACAGUGACUUUGUGAUGGACGGAUCUCAGCCCCUUGAUCCCCGCAAGACCAUCUUUGUGGGAGGCGUCCCUCGCCCCCUGAGAGCAAUUGAGCUGGCCAUGAUUAUGGAUCGUCUCUACGGUGGAGUGUGCUACGCCGGCAUUGACACCGAUCCGGAGCUCAAGUACCCCAAGGGGGCGGGGCGAGUGGCCUUCUCCAAUCAGCAGAGUUACAUCGCUGCCAUCAGUGCGAGAUUCGUCCAGCUGCAGCAUGGAGACAUUGACAAGCGGGUGGAGGUGAAGCCGUACGUCCUGGAUGAUCAGCUCUGUGAUGAGUGUCAGGGUGCACGCUGCGGAGGGAAAUUUGCUCCCUUUUUCUGUGCUAAUGUCACCUGUCUGCAGUACUACUGCGAAUUCUGCUGGGCCAACAUCCACUCCCGCGCAGGACGAGAGUUUCACAAGCCGCUGGUCAAAGAGGGAGCCGACCGCCCGCGCCAGAUUCACUUCCGCUGGAACUAGAGAUGCGACCGCGGCCAUGGCGACACAGUCAGAGGGAAGGGGAACGAAACACUGGCUAACAGGAAAAAGAGUAUCGCUCUGCCUCUCCUGCUUUCCUAAGCUAUCAGUAUAAUCGAGUACGUAACACUAUACAGUAUAUACUAUAUAUAUCUAUAUAUCUUUUGUAGCAGCCAAACACCACAAGCCUCAGUUUUUCACCAAAACCCCCCUCACAUCUCAGGCUGACAACUCUACAACUCUUUUGUGGUACUUUCAUCUUUUCUAAGAGGAGAUUUAAAAAAGAGAUUGAUUUUUGUAGGUUUUUUUAUUAUUAUUAUUUUUGUAUGUGAGAUUUAAAGUAGAUAUGGGAAUGUUUUUUGCAUGGGGGCAGCUUGUCUGUCUGUCUGCUGCUAGCCACCCCAACAGUGCGUGUAGUGCACACUUGUUUCUGGGAAAACCUUGAUUCUCCAAUGUUGACACCGGCCCCAGGUCAUUAACCAAAGGUAGCAAAAAGAUAGGAAGCAUACAAAUUGACACAUUUUCUGACGCAAAACAAACGGUUGUUUUUAACGUUGCCAUGGGCUCUUACUUCCUGUGAGAGAGUUUAUUAAAAACAAAAAGACAAUAGGGUUAUUUCUGCGCUCACACUGACCCAUAGAGUGAUACCUCAAAAUACUAAAUCUGGUUUCUGCUAACCGUAUUCAACAUUUAUACUUAAACAAGCUAUUUUAGAAGCUUCGCUGCUAUAUAUACAUAUAUAUGAAUAGAUGUGUAGGUAUUAUAUUUAAUGCCAUUUAUAAACCAGAAUCAUGUAAAAUGAAAUGCAGUAUGCACUCAACCACUAUUGGCCCCCAUUGCCAUGGAAAGUGCAUGUUACGACAAUAGGCUUAGCUACACAACUAGCAUGCAGGAAAAACACUGAGAAAAAAACAAAAAACAAACCACUGAAAUCAUAAUUAAAGAAAAUAAAUUCUAUAGCGAGUAGCAUGAACAUCUAUUACAGAUGCUUACGAGGGAAAAAAAAUCAGACAAAGCUAAAUAACUGAAAAAAAAAACCAUAUUUAAACUUGCAUGCAUUGAUGUUUAUCUGUUGUUUGAUCCGUUUACAUACUUAACGAUACAAAAAGUGAUAUUGGUUCUACUGUAGACUUAGUGGACGCCAUCAUUUUGUGACACGGUGGCUUGUAUGGCAAAAAAAAACUCCUGUUGAGAAGCAGAGUGGUGUUCAGUGGUUUGUGUUUGUGUCGUCCCUGUGCGUGCUGUGUGACUGUUUUUAGUCUAGACUGAGGCUCUAGUUUAGUUACCAACAGAUUCUGUAGAGGAGAAUUUAACCAUUGAAAUGACUCUGCCUUCACCCUUCCUAUCCCGCAUCUCUGUGUGGCUCCAAAGGUCAAUCCGAGACAGCGUCACCCCGGCAGACCAAACAAAAGACUUGAUCAGUUUGGAAGACUUAAAGCUACAGUUGGUGACUUUUACAAAAAAUAACUUUUUGUCAUAGUUGCUGAAAGUGUCACUUUAUCCUAACAGUAGUACAUGAGACAGAUAAUCUGUAAAAAAAAUUUAAAAAAAAUCCUUUCAAUCUUCCUGUUGCUCCUCAUGGCACUGCAAUGCAUGAAUCCACCACAUCUGAACAAAAACAACCAAUAGGAGCUCGGAGGAUUCUCUGAAGCCCCUUUCCCACUGCACAAAACACCCACAAACAUCCGCUAACAUCUGGCUCACAAUCUGCAUUUACUCCCGGGUCAAAUGACUCUGCAGUAGUCACAGGUUUUUAUUGGCUCCGGCUCUGAUCAGCAGUGAUGGAAAUACGACAUCCAGGUGGACGCACUAAUUUUAGUUCCUUUGCUGGCGCGAUGCAGUGACUCUGAGUUUGAUUUCAGUUGCUUUCACUUUAAAAACAAAAGACGGACGGUGGACCUUUGCCUUGUACGUAUUUGUUGGUAAAGGAGUUUUUUCAUUGCUGCGUGACAGCAUACAUGAGGAGGCGACACUAGAUUUCCUAGGAUAGCAUCCAUUGGUUUGUGGAGUCCCAUUUUGAAGCCUCAAGUUCAGCAUUUCAGCCGUCACCAUCUUGGUUAUUUGGGCAAAAGGCUGACCCUGUGGAGCGAGGGGUGGAUCUGACUGGAAAAGCGGCCCCGCCCUUAAUUAUGCGUACCUUUUAGCCUUAAUAACAUUUAAACCGAUGAGUCGUAUAGAAAUUCAAAUGAUUCUGUGCGCCCCGUUCCUCUGUCUUAUCAUGGGUGUGUCCCGCCGCCACAUUUUCUUCACUGAUGCUCGGUCAAACGUCUCUAAAGGCUCUGACAGAUGUGAAAAAUGCAGAAAAGCAAACCUGUUCUGAAAAUUUUAAUGAUGGAGGAAAGUUUCGGACUCAGAUUGCAAACAUGUUUGACACCACAUGAAGUUGUAUUUAUUUUUAGACGUGUAACAAUUUCAGUCAAAAAAAACAACGGACUAAAUGUGCAAGUAGGGCCAGUCAUGCCUUCGUUAUCCAAGGAAACGCUUAUUCGUACGGGGGAGGGGACCAAGCAGUGAUUGAUAUGUGUUGGAGACUCCUCCUGGCUCUGAUUGGUUGUUUUCAGUCAGGCAUGGUGGAAUCUUACCAGUGCCAUUAGGAUCACUAUGAAGACCUUUAGGAACAUGAUUUCAUCACAAAUGAUCUGUCUCAUGCACUCCUGUCAGGAUAUAGUCAAUGUUUCAGCAACUGAAACAAAUCUUUAAGAAGUGACCUACUGUAGCUUUAACUGGGAAAAUGGACUCUCUUAAUGAGUCGUUGAAUCAGUCAGGCUUUCAUGCUGUUUGGCUGCAGCUCUGUGAAAAAGACAAAAGUAUCUCUGCAUCUCCUCGUCGAGCUUCUACGACAAGGAUGAUGACACUUGGUCUCUUGGCGUGCUUAAGAUGAAACUCUCCUCUCCUUGUUUGUGUUGUUUGAUUUCCACCAUGAACCCUUGAAUUACUUAAAAAUUAUAUUAAAAAAAUAUUUAGGGACAAUCUUUUCGUGAGGAUGGUGGCCCAGCCAUCCAUUUGGUACUGUACAAGUAUGUCGCUCUCGUGUUGUCGUGGUUUUUGUGUUCCACGCCCCGGUGUGUGCUCCUCAGUAUCGGUGUUCAGGCGUCAAGUGUGUACUGUUACAAAUCCGUAAUGGAACUCUACGUUUAUUUACUUAUAGUUGAGUCAGAUCAUUUAAUUUGUUUGUGUCAACUACUUACCCAUCACUGGCCCUUCAACAUGUUUUUAUAAUAUAUAUAUUAUGCACUACUUUUCUAUAUCCCUGCUUGUUUUAUUUCUUAUCCACCCCCUUACGUGAUUUCAGUGCUGAUUCUCUGAAACCUCCACCUAUUUAUAAUUCUACAGAUGAUUUAUUAAAUUUUUAUUUUUUCAUGAUUACUUAUUUAAGAUGUAGCGUGAAGCAGUGGUCUUAAGUUAUCUAUGUUCUGUAUGAGUAGAGCAGGAAUCCAAUAUUUUCUAAUAUAUUCUAAUGUAGUCUGGGUGUUGUGAGGACGGGGAGUCAGACUGGCGUUUGAUGGAGGUGAAAGUCUAAAGAGCGAGCUCCCGUCGUCUCACCGUGGCUUUAGUUCUCAUGAUGCGAACAUGUUUGAAUAUCGUCACCUGUAACACUUGACUCGUGCUGUUUUUGUGAGGUUCUAUUUUCUAUGUUGAACACUGUUACUUUGUUCUGUAUGUGUCUUUGUUUUUGUAAAAAUCAUAUUUAUUUCACUAUUUUUGUAGACAAAAAAAACUAUUUGAUUUUGAUUGUAUUUUUCUAUUUAAAUAGGACUAUUAUACAAUUUAUUUCUCCCCCUGUGCUAAUUACGUCCAAAAGUUCUGUUCAAAGACAAAGAAUCAUGUCAUUAGUAACAACAUCAAAGUUUUUUGAUAUACAGUUGAUUCUUAUUUUGAUACACAUGACACAUUUCAUUUGAAGGAAGGAAACAUGAAGGUUUUAUUAUAUUCUUGGAAGACACUUGAGAUUCUCCCCUGUUGCAUCGAGGCCCCAGCUGCCUGUCCUCGUAGAUGCUCUGAAACUUGAAUAUAACACAUUUUGAAAGGCUGACUAACCUCGAAUCUGUGUUGUGAUGUGCAAUACUGUUUCUAAUGUUUGUAUAAAAGUAAGAACUACAGUGUAAACCUUUUUAAUGCAGAUUUAUUUUUUUCAUUGCAUAUUUUGCAGAUUUCUGAUCCACAGUGUCAUUUUUUACUGUCAGAAAAAAAAUAAACCCCGUUUUUUCAUUGCAACUAUUUUUAAAUCCAGAUAUCUUUGUACUGAUGUAAAUGAUUGUAGUUAUUUUGGAUAGUGUUUUGCUAACAAAAGGAGAGACUUUUUCAUGCAUAUUUCUAUUUCAUUUCAUCUUGUUUUAUCCCACGUUUUUAUUUCGUUUAAUAGUAGCAGAGUUCUUGGAAUAAUUUUUCAUAUUUAAAUGUCAUUGGUAUUAUUUUGUAUUUUUAUGUGGAAAUACACUAUAUAUAAAUUUAAGAUGCUAAUUGCUAAGAUAUUAUUUUGAGUUUAAUUAUUUUUAAAGCUAAAUAUUUGUAAUUUUAUUGUUAAAGUGACUAAUUUCUAAAUCAGAGUUUGUGUAUAGAUUCACAAAAGUGGUUUAUGGGGUGUUUGGAUUGUAAUUAUUACUGAAUGGUUCUUUGAUAUGCAAAAUGAAUAUCAUGUUUAUUUUUAUUUUUGUUGGUUUUGUAUUUAAAUGGGGUGUUGAUUACAAUCUUUUUUUUCUUUCACUUCCUGAAUAAAGACCCAUUCUGUUUGGACACAACAUGGCUGCUGCUGCUGCUGUGUGAGUUUUAACGAAGUCGUAGGGCUGCUGUGAAACUGCGCUGACUUAGGGUAACAAAAUUUUUUUAUGUUGGGUGUGUGGGUACAAAGGACAACCCAGAAAGGAUGGCAGAGGAGAUACAACUGGAUUGGACAGCCACAAUUAAAUAAUUUGCUCAAGUGCUGUACUGAAGUACAAUUUCGAGGUACUUAGACUCAGUAAGUAAGUACAUUUUAUUUAUAAAGCCCAGUUUGAAACAAGAGUUAUAAGGUGCUGGACAAUAAAGACGUUGAGGUAAAAUAAUUACAACAUUUAGAAACAUGAAAGACAUUCAAACUGUGCAAAGUAAUAAUAAAAAGAACUUGAAACUGCACAGGGGGCAGGUACACAUAAAACAAAGUGCUUACAUAACAAAUUAGUUUUAACAGCUUCCUACAAAUAUCCACUGACUCAACAUUUUUAAUAGCUGAGGGAAAACGAUUCCAAAGAGUGGGAGCUCCAACUGCAGACGCAUGUUCACCCUCAGGUUUUAGUAGAGAUUUCGGGACAGCCAGAAGAUUUUGAUCAGGAGAAUCAUUAUUUCCAUUUUCUGCUGCUUUUACUAACUUCAGAGGGAAAUAUAUAUUUUUAGCGCACUACAUAAAUUCGGCAGCUGUAGUUAGCAAUUAC